Gambusia affinis (western mosquitofish) is the source of this 4236-nucleotide messenger RNA. RefSeq names its product solute carrier family 25 member 37 (gene slc25a37). NCBI's taxonomy places the organism in Eukaryota, Metazoa, Chordata, Actinopteri, Cyprinodontiformes, Poeciliidae. Gene Ontology annotation, biological process: iron import into the mitochondrion. The transcript is spliced from 4 exons. Gene Ontology annotation, cellular component: mitochondrial membrane. The record is from RefSeq and is a predicted model, not a curated record. Gene Ontology annotation, molecular function: ferrous iron transmembrane transporter activity. The coding region runs from base 299 to 1315 and encodes 338 amino acids.
CAAACUCAUUCAAAACUUGGCAGGCUCAAAUUGUUUCACCGGCUGAGCUUUGAAGUGGAACAGGAAUUCAACACAGAAACUUGUCAUUGGUCGCUCAGAAAAGAGCCCGCCUAUUAUCUCACUAUGUGGGAUUUGAUUGGUUCACAUUACCGACAGCCACGCCUCUCACUCGUGACGUCCUUCGGGCGCUGUAGGAACUCCAGUAAGUAGUGGUGAUGUUGUGGUUAUCCAUGCCGCCGACACAUUCUCCGAUCGUUCUCUUGUACGGAAGGCCACCUGUUGCGAGAGCUCCCCACGCAUGGAGUUGAGCUCGGACCGUGCGGUGGCAAGGCUGGAGAUGUCGCAGAUCCAGAACGAAGACGGGGAGCCUUUUAAUGAGAGCAGCGACGGGGACUACGAGAGCUUGCCGCCUCAUGUCUCCGUGACGACCCACAUGACAGCCGGAGCCGUGGCAGGCAUACUGGAGCACACGGUGAUGUUCCCCGUGGACUCUGUCAAGACACGGAUGCAGAGCCUGCAGCCGGACCCCAACGCACAAUACAAGAGCGUGUAUGAAGCCCUGAAACGGAUCAUCAAGACGGAGGGGAUCUUCAGACCGCUGAGGGGCCUCAACAUUACCAUGAUGGCAGCGGGGCCCGCCCAUGCGCUCUACUUUGCCUGCUACGAGCGCGUCAAGCACUCUCUGAGUCACAUCAUUCAGAGCGGAGGCAACAGCCACAUAGCCAACGGCGUGGCAGGGAGUGUGGCCACUGUUCUGCAUGACGCCAUCAUGAAUCCAGCUGAAGUGGUAAAGCAGAGGAUGCAGAUGUACAACUCUCCCUAUCGAGGACUUUGGGACUGUGUUCGGACAGUGAAGCACACCGAAGGCAUCGGCGCCUUCUACCGCAGCUACAGCACUCAGCUGACCAUGAACAUCCCCUUCCAGGUGGUUCACUUCAUCACCUACGAACUGAUGCAGGAGCAGCUGAACCCUCACAGGCUCUACAACCCGAGCAGCCACAUAGUGUCGGGAGCGGUGGCGGGGGCGGUUUCCGCCGCGGUGACCACUCCGCUGGACGUUUGUAAAACGCUGCUCAACACGCAGGAGAAUGUCGCGCUGAGCUCUGUGAACAUCAGCGGCCACCUGUCGGGAAUGGCCAAUGCUUUCAGGACGGUGUACAGACUGGGAGGUCUGGCAGCAUUUUACAAAGGCGUCCAAGCUCGGGUUAUAUACCAGAUGCCCUCUACUGCCAUCGCCUGGUCGGUGUACGAGUUCUUCAAGUACUUCCUGACGAAGCAGAAGCUAGAACAAGAGGCGGCAUCCGGGCAGCUGUGAUGCUCGCCUUUCCUUGACUCAUGAAACACUCCCAGCCCAAAGGAUGCGAGAGUCAGUGAGGAGGAAAACGGCACCAAGACACCAGGUGGCGGUGUGGCGUUUUAAUUCCAUUCGUCAUUGUCAUCUCAUUACCUGGGUUUGUGGGGUUUUUUUUUAUUUCUUUAUUUUAGUUACAGCGAUGGCUGCACUACCACUCUAUGCAAAAAAGAGGAUUUAUCUCAAAUAGACAUAGUGUCAUAUUUAACUGCACCGUUUCGCUCCACUACCAAGUCAGUCACAGCUCAGUUCCCUGUUGUCUCCAUGUGGUGAGCACAUGAUGAAGUUGUCUGAAACUAUGUUUAUUUGUCUGAAAUAUUGGAACUUUUUAUUUAUUUGGUUAGCUUCCUCUAGCUUGGAGCUUAUAGCUGCGUAGGAAAGCACAGUGCUGUUUGUUUUGUUAUGUGUUUACGAAAACGUUUUUUCGACAUCCUUUAAUUCCAGCACUUUGCGGGAGAGACAGCGAUGUCAUAUAAGUGCCUAACUAAUAUCAAACACCGCUCCACCCAUUUCUGUUGUACUUUUAUAUAGGAAUACUUGAUUGGUUCUAGGCCCAAGAUGCAUUUAAACACGCACACUUCUUCCUCUGUUUCAAAGUAUGUGGGCCAUGGCAAACCAAUUACAGGUGAAUCUCAGUGAAUCAGAAGAUAGUAACAGAAAUGUAUUUUAUUUCAGGAAUGCAAUUCAAAAUUUAAAUCUCAUGUUUUAUAGAUUGUUUACAAGCAAUGUGAUGUAUCAGACUGAUUUAGUUGCUAAUUUUGAUGCUUGAUGGCAUGCAGCUAAUGGAAAACCCAAAACAAAAUCUUGCAGGAAGUUCAAAUUUUACACAAGACCAAUAAAAAGCAUUAUUAAUGCAGCAAUGUGAGUCUAAGAGAAGUAUAUCCAUGUACUGUUGAGUGCAUGCAGACAGCGCUCGAUAGGAACUCCUUACUGCAUCAGUGCAGCGUUGCAUGCAGGUGGUCUGCUGGAGUGCAGCCCAGGUUACAUAACUACCUUCAGCUCAUCUGCAUCGUUGGGUCUGUGAGGCCAGGUGAAGGCAGAUGACAAGACCUGCUGGAUUAUGUAAUCUGGAUUUACUGGCUCCAGAUCUACAACUAGUCACUCGCCUCUAAAAUGUAUGAAUGGAUUUUGGCUCACAAUCUUCUUAAGACUGCACUAUCCCUGCUGCUUGGGCACGCCCACAUUUUUUCCUUCCACUUAUCUUUACGUUAACAUGCUAGGAUAAAGCACUCUGUGAAUGGCCAAUAUCUUUGGCAACUUUUUUUUUAAUGGAUUCCCCUCCUUGUGUCAGUUUCAGGACAACUGUGAACUCGGCAGUCUUUCUCCAUGGUUUUGUGGGCCAUAGCUUCGUCACACUAUAACAGUUUUGCAUUAAAGUCAUUUUAUUUUUUACUGUUAUGGAAUAGUCAAAUUUUCUGUUUUGCUGAAUGUUAGGUUUUCCUUAGCUGUAGGUCUAAAUCACUUAAAUUAAUCAAAUUAAGUUUUUAAAACUGCUUUGUGUAAAACAAAAAAAAUAAAAGCUUAAUGAGGCAAUCACGUACAACAGAGUCUGUUGCAGAACAUUGGCAGCUUGUUUACAUGAAUUCAGAGGAUAUAUUUAUAUACUGAAAUUGUCGAUUCCUGAGAACUCUCUGGAUCAGAUCCCACUGUCGCCUUGGAAGACGGCAGCAGUGAUUAGCUUUUGUGAGACUUGUUUUGUCAUAGCAACCUUAAAGGCCUUAGAUUGUCUGAAUCAUCCAAAAUAUUUCUUAUAUUUUCCUUAUGUGAUUAUGUGAUUAAAAGGUAAGCUUGUAAAUGAAGUUUUUAAACUAAGCAAUACUGCUGUCCUUGUGGGGUCAGUACAAAAAAAACAACAGAAAAACCCUGCAGAUCCGAUCAGAGCGUUUUAUUUUCUUCCAUCCUGUUGAAGUUACUCAUUUCCUGUGUGCUCAAUGCUUUUUUUUUUUUUUUUUUUAGCCUAUUUUCUAUUUUUUGAUUCAGCUUUCAGGAUAUUUAGCCAGAUUGAUGCAAAUCGCAGAGCAUUCUGAUUUAUUUGUUUAUGAUUACUGAGAGGGUUUAUUUUUUGUUCUGAAGACGUUUGGCAGAUUCCAGUGUUCUCUCAAACUCCAUGAACUGCUCUGGGUUGUGUGUUCAGACAUAACCAAACCAAAGAUGUGUGUUGCUUUCUUUUUGCAUUCUGAUUUUAAUCUGCUGUGGACAUUCAUUCCGUUUCUGCUGUUUAACCUCCAUAUAGUGUUAAUUUAGUAAGAAAAACUUGAAUUUAUUUUGUUACAGCUUCUGUUUUAUAGAUUGAGAUUUUCUACAAAUUUCACUUUUCUCAAAGUGUUUUUUUUAAUUUUUUUUAAUGUUUUUAGUUUGCCUCAGACGAUCAGAUUUCAAACCAAGUUUUUAGCUACUUGUCUUAACCUAGUUGAGCUGGUUUAGCGUACGUAACCUUCUCAUGACUUCACAGAAAUCCAACAGAUUUUACCUACAGCAUAAAUGCAUCUUUAUAUUUUUUUUUAUUAUAUUUGUUUUGCUGUUUUAAUGGAGUAAAAUCAGAUCAUAUCUCAGAUCGCCGACAAAGCAUUUCUCUUAUAUCAAAAUACAUUUGCAUUUGAAAUGCAUGCACUCAUCAUUCAGAGUGACGAGGAAUGUUUUGAGACUAUGAUCACUGUUUGAUUAAGAGGAAACAUUUGUAUUCUAUAGAGGGAAGAGUUUCAUGAUGUAAUUAUGUUUAUAGUAUUUAUGUAGAGUUGAUUAAAGUGGGAAGUGGUCUGACUUCUGCCGAGUUCCAUCUCCGGAUCUGGAAGGCUUGGAAUUUUGACAAUGCAAACAAAACAUGAUUGUGAAAAUGCUGCUACAGUUUGUAACACUGGAGCUGAAAUAAACGCGGAGAUGAGGAA